Messenger RNA from Penicillium antarcticum, 3678 nucleotides. RefSeq lists its product as uncharacterized. The coding region runs from base 1 to 3678 and encodes 1225 amino acids. Lineage: Eukaryota; Fungi; Ascomycota; Eurotiomycetes; Eurotiales; Aspergillaceae. The record is from RefSeq and is a predicted model, not a curated record. The transcript has a single exon.
AUGGCCAACAGAAUGGACACCGACUCUCCACGGCCUAGAGGCGGAGCAGGUGGUAGGCCAGGCUAUGAUAGCUACAGGCCCAUCAAUCCAGCACCCGCUCCAACGAAAGAUCCUCGCCAGAGGCCGAUGUCAAGACCGAAUUCAAGACCGAAUUCGCGACCACCACCUUCCGCCUCGCUUCCCUACAAAGCACCGGUGAUUCCCACUUUGGCUGAUCCAUCAGAUGCUUCUCCGAUCUCUACAAAUUCCGCUCUAUCCACACCAGUCACAAAGAAUGCCCCGGCCCCUGCUCCUGCCCCAAAUCGGCCCACGCAGGACAAUCCUCCGCCAAGUCCCCGGGUAGCUGUGUCGCUCUUGGAUGUGAUCAACUCUGUGAUCAAAGCUGAGAAAUGUCAACAAGAGAUAGACAGACUUGAGAAGGAGAUACCGACACUCGAACGUAAUGUUCAAAAAGCCAAACAGUCCCAAGCCUUCUCUGGUGCCAUCACAUUGUACCAGCAACAGCUGGACACGGCAAACUAUGAGUUGUCAAAGCAGACCACUAUGUUCGACCAACACCGGCUAGUGUCAAGCAAAGCCGAGGAAAUUUUACUCAGUCAGUGGUUUCAGCCUGAGAUCAAAAGGACCUCAGAAAAAAUGGAGAAGAUGGAGUCACAAAUACAGGAAAUAAAAACUCAAGCGAUGCGAUCUCCCUCUACAUCAAGUAUUUCGGACGAUAAAAUGAAGGCGAUCAACUACAACUUUUCAAAGCUUCGAGAAACCGAUACCUCGACAACCAAUAACGUCACCAACAUCGAAGGGAGAUUAAAAACAGUCGAAGCCGCACUCCCAACAAUUCAAAGAAAGCCCGAGGCCCCCGCUGGAACGAUGGAAAUUCGUUUGCAAAGGCUAGAAAAUUUGACACAGACGCACUCCAGCCGAUUAGGUCACAUCGACGUUUCCAACGCCAAACCCUACAAGGAUCUUUGCGCGGACGUUUCCGAGCUUCAAGACAACGUCUCCAGGUUCGAGGGCAAUGUCGCCAGGCUCCAGGGGAUUGUUUCUACAAUCGAAAGAAAUCAUUCCAAGCUCGACAGCGGCUUGAAAGUGGUCGACAAGAAACACCAAGACAAGCUCUCUGAUGUGAACAUCGAGUUCAAAAAAGCCAACAAUGAGCUAAGCGGGAGGGUGUUUCCCCUUGAGCGCGCAGUGACACUUCUCAAAUCCCAACCACGCUCCGCCAGCAGUGGCCCACUUUCUGGAUCAUCUGAAGCUUCCUCGUCCUUUAUGAAUCACAGAUUGACCUCCUUGGAGCAAGAAGUCCAGGCACAAGGAACCUCCAUCCAGCUGCAAGAAAAUAAAAUCCAAGGGAUCAUCACAAUCCACAGGAAUGCACAAGACGAGUAUUUCGCGGAGCUGGAGAACAUGAACAAGUCUAUCGAAUCGCUAGAAGAUGGACACGAGAAAACCAAAAAAGAUGCGCCAGCUGAGUAUUUUGCAGAGCUGGAGAAAGUGAAAAACUCCAUCGAAAUGUUAAAAGACGAUCACGAGAAGACCAAAGAAGAUGUGGUCAAGAUUGAUCGUCGAAGCGAGAGUCUGAUCCACAAACUGGGAACCAUUUAUUCCAGCAUUGAUUCAAUUCGCAACUCCCACACAAGCUUUGGCGACAGGAUUUCGCUGCUUCAAACCGAGUUGAAUGAUCAUCGCAGUUCUUGCCUAGGUUCAAUCGAAGCACUUGAGAAAAAGUUGGACAAUUAUCGCAGUGCUUCUGCAGGCUCUAUCGAGGGAAUCGAGAAGAAUCUGGACAAUUAUCGCGCUGCUUCCGCAGGGUCUAUCGAGGGAAUUGAGCAAAAGUUGGACAACACUCGCAGUCAAUUAAUGGCGUCCGUUGACAAAGUACGAGGUGAUAUGACUACAUACUGUAACAAUUGCUCGGCGACGGUUAACCGGUUCUGGAGUGACUUGGACACAGCUUCGAAGCGCAUGGACUCAAUGGCACCAGCUCUCGAGGAGGCGAAAAAGUGCAACGAGCUUCUGACAACUCAUAGCGUUUCCCUUCGAUCGCUCGAGAUGCGUUGGUCAAACAUCACUACCGGUGACUUGGUCAAGUCCAUGUCGGAUGCUAUGCUUGAAAUGGGUCCCUUGGUCAACCUCAAUCAAAGAAUUCAAUUGCAUGUGACCGAGACCAAAAAGAGAUUUGCCGCUCUCACGGCAGAUCUUGCUCAAGCGCAGCAGGCAUCACAGUUGUCUCCUGCAGAAAGAACUGCACUAGGAGCAUACCCAUGGAUGAUGGACAGGGUGAAAGCCCUUCUUCAACGGGACGAUCCAAUGCAUUCAACUAUCGCUACCCUUUCCAAACUUCAAAGUGAUUUAGCCGCUUUACGACAGCAAUCGCAGUUAUCGUCUGAAGACAAAAAUGCAUUGGCAGAGUUUCCAAAGCUGUCGGGGAUUUUGAACGGUCUCUCCGAACGUGUCGAGCUCAUGCAGAGCACUUUCAAUCAACACACUCCUAGCUUACAAAAGCUCCUGCAGGAAAUGAGUCAUUUGUCCAACAAAGUAACAGCCAACGAGGAGAUGAUUUAUAGUGUUGAUGCCAAAUUCGAUGACCUGGACCACCCAGAGCUCUCUGCGGAACUCGUUGAUUCCGUGAAAAAGAUUGACCCAUUGAUCGCUACGGUUGAUGAACACAUCUUGCAGUUGGAACAAUUAAAAAACGAUGUUGCCGAGUUUCACAGGGCAGAGGCUGCGCGGUCAAGUGCGGGUUUACAGGAUCUAACAGAUGUCCACACACGAUUAGCAGACCUGGAAGCCAAUAUUCCAGAGCUCGGAGACAUCCCAGGUCUGCUCGUAGAAGCGGAAAGCUCCAAGUUACGGGAUGAUAUGCUUGAACACCGCUUGGCGGAGCUGGGAUCUAAGGCUGAGGGAAUAGGACACCAGCUUGCAGAGCUCGCAGCCACUAAGAUUCUUACUGAGGAAAUGAGGGACCAACUAGAUUUCCUAGCUUCUAAAAUUGCAGCGCUUGAGAACCAAUGCCAUACCAUCGAAGACGAAGGUAUCAAGUUGACAGAUGACCAAUUCAAGCGCUUGCGGGAACGGCUGACCGGAGAGCCGAUUCAAACCAUGCUGCAUCGUCUUCGAAAAGCUGAAGAUGUCAUCAGAGACGUUCUCGUCAAUACUGGCGGUAAUGCUGGCCCCCAGCCAGAGGUGCGCGUUCUCGGAGGGGCGUCAAGGACCAACACCUCCAGCCAAGCCCAAGUCACCAAAAGCUCGGUCCCAACGUUAGGGGUUCAUAUACCAGUCAGUUCACCUUCUGUUCGCAAGGACGGAACGCGUUCUAGUCAACUGCCUGGAACUCCUGCCCAAUCGACUCCAAAGCCCGGCUUAUCAUCUGGGGCGUCAAGCAGCUCAAAGAGUCAGGCCUCGUCAUAUAAAAAGCCCGCAAACCAGCAAGUUCAAUCAUUGAAAGCGGACAAACGACGUCAUUCUAUUGGAACGCCCUUAGUCGAUGAAAUAACCACGCCAGCCCCUUCCUCUGCUGGUGCUUCACCGGCACCUAGUAGUUCUUCGACCCUUAGCAAGAAGGAGAGGAAAGAGACGAGGGCCAAGAGGAAGGCGGAAAGAGAGGCGGAUAGAGAAAGCAAAGAAAGCUCAGAGACAAAGCCAAACAAGAAAAAGAUCAAGUCUGAGGACCAGUCCUAA